Molecule: messenger RNA, 6269 nt
Organism: Trematomus bernacchii (emerald rockcod)
Lineage: Eukaryota; Metazoa; Chordata; Actinopteri; Perciformes; Nototheniidae
Gene: adam9a
Product: ADAM metallopeptidase domain 9
Exons: 24
Coding region: 379-2835 (818 amino acids)
Biological process (GO): proteolysis
Cellular component (GO): plasma membrane
Molecular function (GO): metalloendopeptidase activity
Source: RefSeq, a predicted model, not a curated record
GAUUCCAGUCGAGUGAAAUAUGUGCUCUACACGGUGAGGACAUACUUUACCGAAACAGUCUAGUCGGCUUCACAGAGGAAACAUUGAGACUCACACUCUGUGUGUUAAAGUACGGGUUAAACAACUCAAGACCGGCGGGAGCGAGACAUUUAAAAUCCUAGUGUUAGCUUAAUGGACCGGCCGAGGAAGAAAAGCACUCCGGGGUGUUUAGCAUGAGGCUCUGCGGGGGGAAACGACUGGAAGAAAACAGGCUGAAAUACAAUAAUAAUAAUAAUAAUUAUAACAAGAAGAAGAAGCAGAAGCUGAGGACUAGGAAGCAGGAGGACAGAGCUGCCCGGUGACAUUUAAAAGAAGAAGAAGAAGAGGAGGAAGAAGAAGAUGAUGAUGCUGCUGGAGGUCUGCUGGCUGCUGUUGCUGCUGACUGGAAGCUCCCAAUGCAGGGAGACUCAGCAGACAGAACAUCUCUCCUCCUAUCAUCUGACUGUCCCUCGACCAAUAGGAGGCAGGCUGAGGCGGGACCUAAAUGGAAGACCCCCCCAUCAGGUCUCCUAUGUCAUCGGUGUAGGUGGAAACGAUCAUGUUGUUCAUCUGGAGAGGAAUGAACUGCUGCUUCCCGCAGACUUCACUGUGGUCACCUACAGUCAGAACGGAUCACUCAUCACAUCCAGACCUCCUGUACAGGACCACUGUCACUAUCAGGGCUACGUUCAGAACAUGGACGGUUCCUCUGUUGCUAUGAGCAUCUGCAAUGGCCUCAGAGGAGUGUUGCAUCUCUCCAAUGACAGUUAUGGCAUCGAGCCAUUAGACUCCGCCCCUGACCAGCACCUGGUGUACCGCCUGCAGGAUGUGACAUCACAGCCUCUGGGGUGUGGCACGCCACACUACGAUGGGCAUGAGCAUGACAGCAACACCACGGAGCAUGCUCAGUACAAACCAGAGGAAAUCCACCACAAACACCACAGCAGGAUGAAGCGAGCUAUUCUCCAUCAGACUUACUACGUGGAGCUGCUGCUGGUGGUUGAUAAUGAGAGGUAUAAUUAUAUGAAUAAGAACGAGACAGCAGUGAGGGAAGAGAUGGUUCACCUGGCCAACUUUAUAGACAGCAUCUACAUACAGCUGAAUGUUCGGGUGGUGCUGGUUGGUCUGGAGAUCUGGACUCAGCAGAACCUGAUCAGCACCGAGGGGGGAGCCGGAGAGGUGCUGAGUCGCUUCACCCAGUGGAGAGAGAAAGACCUGGUCCCUCGCCGCCGCCAUGACUCAGCGCAACUCAUCGUGAAGAAGAGUUUCGGGCUAACAGCAGGGAUGGCUUUCGUCUCCACAGUCUGCUCCAGGAGUCACGGGGGCGGGAUCAACGCGUUUACCAAUAACAACAUUCCCUCGUUUGCCUCCAUCGUGGCUCAUGAACUGGGCCACAACCUCGGGAUGAACCACGACGACGGGCGCACCUGCCCCUGCCCCACCGGCGCCUGCAUCAUGAACUCUGGAGCCACAGGAUCCAGAAACUUCAGCAGCUGUAGUGCUGAUGACUUUGAGAAGAUGAUCUUGUCGACGGGGGGAACGUGUCUCCUGAACGUCCCUCGCCCUGACGAGGCCUACAGCGUCCCCUUCUGUGGGAACAGGCUGGUGGACAUGGGGGAGGAGUGUGACUGUGGCUCAGAGAAGGAGUGUGAGAAGGACCCCUGCUGUGAGUAUCAGACGUGUAAACUGAAGUCUGGAGCUCAGUGUGCGUACGGAGAGUGCUGCUACAAAUGUCAGUAUCUACCUGGUGGAAGUGAGUGUCGGUCCAGCACAGAUGUGUGUGAUCUUCCUGAGUACUGUAACGGCUCCUCGUCCCUCUGUAAGAGCGAUGUCUUCAUCCAGAACGGGCAGCCGUGCAGGAGCCAGCAGGCGUACUGUUACAAUGGGAAGUGUCAGCACUACGACGGACAGUGCCAGGCCAUAUUUGGAUCCAAGGCAAAGGCUGCUCCUGAGAUCUGUUUUAAAGAUGUUAACAGUAAAGGGGAUCGCUUUGGCAACUGUGGCUACCACAACUACGGCUACAAGAAGUGUGAGAGCAGAAACGCCCUGUGUGGGAAGCUGCAGUGCUCCAACGUUCAGGCGGUGACGGUGUUCGGCAUCGAGCCGUCCAUCAUCACCUCGCCUAUCGGGAGCGGAGGAGCCAAAUGUUACGGAGUCGACUUCAUGCUGGGGUCAGACGUGCCCGAUCCAGGCAUGGUGAACGAGGGGAGCAAGUGUGGAGAUAACAAGGUCUGCAUGAACUUUGAGUGUUGCGGCGUGGAAGUCCUGAACUACGACUGUGACGUGGAGAAGAAGUGUCACGGACACGGGGUGUGUAACAGUAACAAGAACUGUCACUGUGACGACGGCUGGGCUGCACCGUUCUGUGAGCUCAAAGGUUAUGGAGGCAGCACGGACAGCGGACCCACCUGGAAUGAUAAAGACACGUCAGUCAGAGACGGCCUGCUGGUCUUCUUCUUCCUCGUCCUUCCUCUCCUUGCUCUGGGUGCUUUUGUUUUCCUGCGCAGGAACGAGCUGCUGCGACGAUUCGGGCUGAGCCGCAGGAAGAGGUCGCAGGGAUACCAGGCUGAUGGCGCUGCAGCUUCAACCAAUCCCAGCAGACCGCCUCCCCCUACAUCUGUUACCAGGGGCAACGCCAACAACAUCGUGAGAGACGGGCACCACGCUCAGCUACUGCCACCGCAGGAGGUGGUAGAGACCAGCAAGACGGCUCCCUCCUACUCUGUGAGGCCUCCUCCUCCUCCUAUAAAACCGAAACCUUGUGCUGCAUCUCAGCCUCUGGUGCCUCACAGACCCGCCCCAGCUCCACCUGUGUAACCAAUCAAGGGGCCCUGCCAACCACACCUAGAUGAACCCCCUCUUGUACUCAAAGCUGGUUACUGAGCAGCCAAGAAUAUAAUCUGGAGCCAAGUUGGAGGACAGCUGGCUCCAGACAACAAACUGGACCUGAAACUGGAACAUACCAGAAUGGAACUGAUGCAGCCACUGUUCUCAACGGACUGUCCUUCCUUCUUCCUUUCUCUCCCUUUCUUUCUUUCUUGAAGUCUGGAGACAAAACUCAGCCAAUCAGGUGACACGUUGUAUGUCACCAAACCAGCCAAUCAUAUCUCAAGAACAGCUACCUGUGAUAUCAACAAAUCAAUUACUAGAAAUUCUUAUUAUUACCCAAUAUAAACUGUAUUAAUCCCCAUCCAUUGUGUAUUCCUGCUGUAGAGUGCUGCAGAAAUGAGUCCUACAUUUGUGAAAUUUGUUUUUGCACUUCCGCUUCUCUCGUCUCGAGGUCAAUGGGUUUUUUGAAAAGGUUUUUGUUUAGCUGCCUGAGAUAAGGUCUUUGGUUAACACAAGUCAGAAAAGACCCCUCCCUUCACACCAAGCACUGUGCUGCUUUUAAGUUAGUGGUGGUGUUCUAAAGUCAUGCAACCAUUGUGUGCUUAGUUUGUAGCCUUUUUGACUUCUUUUAAUUGCAUUACCAUUAAAAAAAAAAGUAUAAAUGUUUUAAGAUAAAAUGUGCUAUAGAACUUAAUUUCUGCAAAACAUCAUAAUCAUAGUGAAGUUGAAAAAACCCAAUUACCAUUUUGUCAAAAGUAAGCAGCAAACUUGGAUUGGCCUACAAUAAUAGUUCCUUCUAUAAAACAAGAUCUGGAUACAGUGCCGCUCAGACUUGCUUCCAAUUUGUCCUAAUGGCCACUCAAUAAUGCAGCCAGCUGUCUGUAAAACUGUGGACAGGACACCUCGAACGGAUGUUUUUAUAUAUAUAUGUAAAACUUUCCUCAAGCGGAGAAAAGCGAUAAAACAAAAUGUGUUAGGUCACCAUGAAAGGUUUAUGUGAUGAAUACUUAGGGGUGCAGUGUUGCCAACUUUAACCCUCAGCAAUUUCAUCUCCAAGAGAAAAAUAUAUUGUAUUGUAAUUACUAGUAGUCAAUGGCUCCUCUGCCAGCAGCACGGGGCCUACGCUAGUAGGCUUAGAGGUUAGGAGCAAGUGCUAGGUAGCAACAAUGUUUCCCCAAUUUCAUGUUACUUGCUAGCAAUAUAAAAGAUUUACGGUAUAUUUAGCAAGCCCGUUUGAUAACUAAUGUUAAAUAGCUACCAGUACUAGCAAGCUCUCACACUCUUGUGGCUUCCCUGGAUUUAGUCCUUAUUAUUGAACAUAUUGCCAGAUUUACCAUCCAAAGGAAUAUUUAAACAAUGGGUCCUUGAUUUCAGACAGGAGCAGGUUCUCUUUUUAAAGCAACAAUUUUGCAGCUGUCUAGCACGUAGCUAGCUUAUUAACAUGAUCUCCAUAAUUAUAUAUUUACUUUCUGCCAUUUCAACAAGUGCACAAAUGCUGUGUGAAAUGUAACCACUAUAAAGCGCCCUCAUUGGGGGAGGAAACCGCUCUGGAGAAAUAUGUUUAUGUUUUUUAUUUGUUUAAUUGUUUCUUUUAAUUGAACAAUUGAUUCCACUUACCUAGACAUGCUUCACUCUGAUUGGCUGGUUUUAAAGAUGCAGAGCUCACUGGAGGCUGAGCUUACUCUCCUUUCUUUCUGUUUUCUGUCUUUGAAUGGAAGCACUGGUGCCAUCUGAUUGCACUUCCUGCUCAAACACUGUCAUAGGAAUGUUACGCCCCCCUGCUGCUCUGUGUGGAUGCACUUGGUCUCCACCACCUUGCCUGGUACUCUGUCUCUCCAGAAUUGUAAAAAUCCCAAUAUGCAACAUCUUCUGGGGGCAGAGCUCAUCCGGGUUUCACUUCCUCUGAUGUGGAUCUGGGUCUGUGUGGUACUUGGAUGUCUGUGACUUUCUGCAGGUAAUGUACGCUCGCUCACCAAGUUUAGUUGAAUCACAAAGCAAAUCUCCCCAUGAAGACCUCAACACUGUUGAAUCUGAUAUCUGUGAUGUUCUUUAUCUACACUAUAGAGGAUUUGUUUACUUGAAUAGAUUAAAAGCGAAACUGACCGAUGCAUCUGGUCUUCCAGCAGCACCCACAACAUCUACGGUGUGUUAUAGAGGCAUUCAUUGUGAAUUAGCUCAACAACAUAAACACACAUUAUGCUAUUAGAUGUCAACAGCCAUAAAACAUAGUUGUGACUUAUAACAAGUGUCUCAUGGAGGCACUGUACUAGUAUAAAAUGAUAGGUUUACUCAAUAGUCUUAGAUCACACUUUGACUUUCUAUACUCACUUCAACAAUAAACCAUAGUAAGGACUCAUGGUAAGAUAUAGUCCAUGCUGGUUUACAAGUCAUUGUUGGUGUUAAGUAAAGGCAAGUACAUGUUGAUGCAUCAAAAAGAAUGCAUGCUUCAUCAUAAUGUGUCUUUGUUAGUAAAGCAUUUCCAUUUCAAAGAAUAGAUGCUGCAUUAAGAUUAAGAUGACCCUUUAUUAAUCCCCAGGGGGAAUUCACUUUUCCACUCUGUUAUUGUAUACACACACAUUUGAAAUACACACAUGCAUAGUACCUAUAGAGAUUAGGUCUGAAUGCACAAACACUGUACGAUCUAAUCAGGAUCAGCAUUCCUUCAGCUCCUAAACCAAGUCCCUACACACUGAGAUACUGCCGCCCAGAAAUUGGUGUUGUCGGCAGGAUUCAAACUUGCAAAGGGACACCCCAAUGGAUUUCUAGUGCAUCGCCUUCACCACUCGUCCACAGCAACACUAUUAGUGACACCAAAAUGCAGACAAUCAAAAGGAAAAGUGUCUGCGGUUGGAAUGCAAUCUUACAAUAAUGUCUGGUAUGAAUUCAUAAAGGCAUGAGCAUCACAGAUGAAAGAUGACAGUGUUGAGGUGUGUAAAGGUGGAACCGAUCUCACAGCUCACCACUGGAACACCCGUGAUAAAGUCCUGAAAGAGUCCAGAUGUCCUGUCCCCGCCGCCUUUAACACCAACGUCACCUGAAUGUGAGAAACAGAACCGUCAGACUCCUGACUGCAGACUGAACAUUUAAAAACAUUCAGGACCUUUGAGUUUGUCUGGUUGUGUGAACGCUGCGCGGCCCGCAUCACAGCCACUCAACGCCGGAGGGUUCAUUCCUUUCAUUCAAACCAGGGAUUGAUACACCAACAGGUUACCAAAUGUCUGACUGGCUAGCACUUUUAGCCAGCAAAUGAACCUGGAUGCACUGUGUGAGGAGAACAUCACGUUAAUAUCCGCUUUAGUAUACUUUAAUUUGCUGUUGUGUGUUUUUGCACAGAGAUUGUUGUGAACAAGAGUAAAAGUAUAGGGCUAAUACUGUGCCAUUUCAAAGUUUUCAUGCCAAACAAUAAAUACAUAUAUAUGAUC